AUUAGAAACAAGUUCUUGCAACUUGAGAGUUCUUCUCCUUAUAAAAAAUAGAAUAGUACACAAUUGUCAUUAAUAUACAGUAAAUAGUUAAUACAAUAAUGGUACAUAUAGGUAUAUUCUAUAAGUAGUAGUACAAUAUAGCAUUAAUUGAAUCUUUUGGUUUCUUGAAUGUACGUCUGAACAUUUGAAAAAAUAAAUUUAUUUAGUUCAAUAGAUAAAACAUUAUCACCCCAAAGUAGUACCACUAGCAAAAUAAAAACUUCCGAUUGCGGCUCGGUAUUGUUCUACUGAGUUACCCAUUAUCAAAAAUGAAACAUGUCAUAUACACAACUUUUCCCCGCAAUUACGUCACAGUUGCUGAGCGCAGACAUUAUCGGUCACGUGACGCAUCCGCCAUUACAACCGUGAAACCAUGAGCGUCCUGAGAGAUGUACACAGGUGGAAGUGGAGAAUCGUGUGCGGUUUUUAACUGCACUAAUAACAGAAAGAAACUGUAUUUAUGGAAGCAGUCUAUAUGCCGAGAACAUGGUGAUAUUCCUCACAAAGAUUGCCCCUGCGUCGUGCCAUACAGCCUACACACGUUGCCGAAAACUGAAAUGGCAGCGGGCAUUACAUCGACACGAUUUGCCAAAGAAUGUGUUGGUGUGUUCAACGCAUUUUGUUGACGGGCGACCAACAGCACGAAACCCAACACCCAGUCUGAAUUUAGGUUAUAAAGCUCCCGUCAAAGUUGGUCGUCGACUUCUGAAGAGAAAGUUUGUUGCACAGAAAUUAGAGAUGGUGGGAACAGAUGGGAGUGAACAUGAAAAGCAACAAAAGGUGGUUGCUGCUGCAGAUGAUGUUGAAACUCUCAACAUUAUUCAAACUGAACCAACGAUGACAUCUUUUUCAACGCAGACGAGCAUAACAGAAAGCAGAUCUGCAGGCACACAGUGGAUAGAUCCCACACUACAUGAGCAUGAAUAUGCUAGGCCGUGCAUUUCAGGAGCCAGGGAUACAGGAACACAGACGAGACCCAGUGAGACCGAGGACAAAGGAGUAAACUGUAGCACUCUGCAUAUACCCCUCACCACUGCUGACAUAUCAUCUGACUCCUUAGCUUUGUUAUACACAGGACUGCCUUUAAACACUUUCAGAACAUUUGUGAGUGUAAUGCAAAAUAUGGACGACUCAUUGAAGUUUACCAUGCCCGUUUCAGAACAAGUUUUGUUGGUGCUAAUGAAAUUAAGGUUUAAUCUACUGUUUGCAGAUCUUGCCAAUAGAUUUGGAAUAUCCGAGUCUUAUGCGUGCACCAUUUUCAAUCAAAGACUCUCUUUUAUGGCUUCAAAACUGAAAAACUUAAUUGUUUGGCUUCCACGUGAAACAAUUAGAGCCACCAUGCCAAAAUCUUUUUGUGAGAACUAUCCGAAAACCACAGUCAUAAUUGAUUGCGCUGAAACUUUCAUCCAACGAGCAAAAAACUUGAAGACAAGAGGAGAAACAUACAGCCACUGCAAGUCCAACAACACAGGAAAGUAUUUGGUUGGUAUUGCACCACAUGGACAGAUUAUGUUUAUAUCUAAAGGCUUUGGAGGAAGAUCUAGUGAUAAUGCAAUUGUGGAAGAGUCUGGCAUUUUCAAUUACCUUCUUCCUGGGGAUGAAAUUAUGACGGAUCGAGGUUUUACCAUUGAUGACUUACUCUUUCCCUUGAAAGUGAAACUUAAUAUUCCAGCUUUUACGAAAGGUAAAGAAGAGGAUGUAACAGAGACGAGACGAAUUGCCACUGUACGGAUUCAUGUGGAACGGGCUAUUAGACGUUUAAAAGUGAUCCGCAUGCUUAGUCAGGUAGUUCCCGUUACCUCUGUUAAGAAACUCAGUGACUACUUGAUUGUUUGUGCUGCAUUGGUUAAUCUGAGAUCUGACCUUAUCAAAGAUAAAGAUGAUAACUGAUGGUUAUGCUAAAAUUUUAAACUCUAGUCAGCUCCACUAAUGUUAAUGAUGCAUGCAUUAACAGAUUGUAAUAAGAUAUUAUGUAGAAGUUCAUAAACUCUAGUCAGCUUCACUAAUGUUAAUGAUGCAUGCAUUAACAUAUUGUAAUAUGAUAUUAUGUACAAGUUCAUAAUGUUAUAUUUUUUCACAGCCUUGAAAUGUCUUAAAUGCCAAUGUAUUUUGGACAUAUAUUUGAUUAAUCUUUGUAAAUUACAACCAUAUUUGGAAAUUCAGUAUCAUUGAUAUGAUAUACUGUACAUUAUAUAGUAAUACUAGCUCUAAGUUUUUGGUGUAGAAUUUUUUUGUUGCAAAAUUGCAUAGGCUUUUAAUGAAGUAAAAUUACAUUAUUGUCUUCCCGAACAAAAAUUGAUUUCUAUAUAUAAUGCUCUAUCAUAAUAGCACAUAUUUACAACAAAAUAAAACUUUCAGAUUGAGAGCUAUCAUAACUUUAAAGUGAAUGUCAUAUUUAUUAUCAAGAUAUUUGUGUAUGAUUAAAGUUAAUACUGUAAA
Ostrea edulis (European flat oyster) is the source of this 2478-nucleotide messenger RNA. RefSeq lists its product as uncharacterized. Bases 526 to 1929 code for a protein of 467 amino acids. The record is from RefSeq and is a predicted model, not a curated record. The transcript has 3 exons. Lineage: Eukaryota; Metazoa; Mollusca; Bivalvia; Ostreida; Ostreidae.